AUGAGGAUAGCGACAUCAUUGCUUUCUGCGGCGGUAGUCGUGGCCGCCGCGCAGCCCCAUGGACACAGCCACCAGCACGCACAUCUGGAGGAGCGCCAAUUCCACCCAGAUAACACCGCGGACGUUAUUGUUGUUCCUGGUCCCACCGAGGUCGCGUACGUGCUUAAUGGGCACGCCAUCUCGGAGCAGGAGGUCGAAGAGGGUGUGCGCAAUGGCACUUUAGUCUUCGCGCAAGACGGCGCCGUCUCUUCCGCUUCGUCAUCGGCCUCAUCAUCCGCACCGCCGUCGUCAGCAGCGGCGCCAACCACUUCAAGCACUACGUACGCGGCACCCGCCACAUCCUCCAGCGCUCCGGCGUACUCCGCACCGGGGUCGAGCUCUUCCAGCACCAGCAGCAGCGGCAGUGGUUCGAAUUCCAACAGUGCUAGCACGAGUGGCGUAAACACGCCCUUCCCUGACGGUCAACUCAGCUGCUCGACCUUCCCAUCGCAGUAUGGAGCUGUAUCUGUCGACUGGAUCGGACUCGGUGGUUGGACCGGCAUCCAAUCACCAGGUAGCAACAACGGUGGCUACAGCGACAUCAUGACUCAGGACAAGAACACUUGCCCGAGCGGAACGAACUGCUGCCAGGAAGGUAUGUUCUGUUCAUACGCGUGCCCUGCCGGCUAUCAGAAGUCGCAGUGGCCGAGUACUCAGGGCAAGACCGGCCAGUCUGUAGGCGGCCUGCUGUGCUCUGGCGGCAAGCUCCACCUUACCAACCCCAGCUUGACCGGCAACCUUUGCAUGACUGGUGCCUCCGAAGUUACCGUGUUGAUCAAUAAUACUCUGUCCAGCAAUGUCGCAGUCUGCCGCACUGAUUACCCAGGUACCGAGGGCGAGACGGUGCCGGUCAACACUCAGCCCAACUCAGUCAGCAACCUUACCUGCCCGGACGCAAGCAACUACUACACCUGGGAAGGCGGAUUCACAUCGGCACAGUACUACGUCAACCCGUAUGGAGUUCCAGUUGCGGAUGCUUGCCAAUGGGGCUCCUCUGCCAACCCAACCGGCAAUUGGGCACCUCUCAACCUUGGCGUUGGUUAUACCGGCGGAAACGCCUGGCUUUCGAUCUUCCAGAAUCUACCUACAACGUCUGAGUUGUUGAACUUUACCGUGGAGGUGGUUGGCGACAACUUAGCAGGCAAAUGCAGGUAUUCCAACGGCCAGUACUGCGGCGGUGAGAAUUACCAGACUUGCAGUUCGACGACUGGUUGCACGGUCUCGAUGUCUUCGGGCACUGCGACCUUUGUCUUCUCCUACUCGUAG
Messenger RNA from Baudoinia panamericana UAMH 10762, 1305 nucleotides. RefSeq lists its product as uncharacterized. Gene Ontology annotation, biological process: fungal-type cell wall organization. Gene Ontology annotation, cellular component: cell surface; fungal-type cell wall. The coding region runs from base 1 to 1305 and encodes 434 amino acids. Lineage: Eukaryota; Fungi; Ascomycota; Dothideomycetes; Mycosphaerellales; Teratosphaeriaceae. The record is from RefSeq and is a predicted model, not a curated record. The transcript is spliced from 3 exons.